Molecule: messenger RNA, 540 nt
Organism: Pocillopora meandrina
Lineage: Eukaryota; Metazoa; Cnidaria; Anthozoa; Scleractinia; Pocilloporidae
Source: the annotation of a GenBank genome assembly
CUCGAGUAUCAUCGAAGAAUUAAUCCCAACGCUUCUAUCUGUGUGGACCCACCUGUCUUUGUCUAUGCGGAUUUUGAAGCCAUGCUUUCUCCUGACAAAAUACAUCUACCUAUUCUCGUGUGUGCUGCCACCUCUCUCUCUGAUACUAUUUAUUCUUUCUAUGGGUCUGAUUGUAUGGCAGAUUUCUUGGCGUUUCUCACCGAAUUGACGGUGAAUGAGUAUGGUGAAGAUCAGGAUGUCAUUUGUAUCUUUCAUAAUCUGAAAGGGUACGAUUCAGUGUUUUUACAACACCAACUUAAAAAAGAAGGAAGACAUAUGGAAGACAUGGUGAAAACAGGUACCAAAGUCCUUUCAUUUGUUGUAGGACCUAAUAAGGCAAGCCUCCAUAUCACUGUUAUGUUCCGCCUCACAACUAUGGACGCUGAUGGAAAGGAAAGUACAACUGAGAAUCCAUGUGUCCUCAAGGAGCAUGUUAUCGUGAUCAGUGACGACCCAUUGCAGGAUUUCAACUCCAUGCAUCAUGCACAGCGGCUCAUAGGA